CAUCAACAUCACGACUCUUACACACAUGUGACUGAAUAUUGUACUUCUUACACAUACAGGCGACUCACGACAUUAUGAAGAUUCAAGGCCGCACAUUCAUCAUUUCAGGAGGCGCUUCCGGCCUGGGACAGGCCUGCGUGGAAGAAAUUUGCAAGAACGGAGGAAACGUCGCCAUUUUGGACAUGAACGAGGAGAACGGCAAUGACCUGGUCUCUAAGCUGGGGUCCUCGGCCAAGUUCUUCGCCUGCGACGUGCUUGACACCGCAAGCAUCGAGGCAGCGGUCCAGGGCACCGCCGCAUGGGUGAAGCAGUCCGGCAAGCCCGUCGGCGGCGUCAUCCCCGCCGCUGGCGUUGGGAACCCGUCAACAAUAUUGGACCGCAACGGCAACCCCUUCAGCCUCGACGACUGGGAUUUCGUGCUCAACAUCAACCUUCGCGGCACCAUCGACCUCACCCGCCAGGCCCUCGCCCUCAUGGCCAAAAAUGACCCCUCGUCGCCUGACGGCGAGCGCGGCGUCGUCAUCAUGGUCGCCUCGUCCGCCGCCUUUGACGGCCAAAAGGGCCAGGUCGCCUACGCCGCAAGCAAGGGUGCCGUCGCCGCCAUGACGCUUCCCAUGACCCGCGACCUCGCCCGCUUCGGCAUCCGCGUCGUCACGAUCGCCCCGAGCCUGUUCGAGUCACGCAUGACGGCCGUCAUGUCCGACAAGGUCCGCGCCAGCCUCGAGCGCUCCAUGGAGUUCCCCGUCCGCGCCGGCAAGCCCGAGGAGUUUGCCGCCCUGGCAAGACACGCCAUUGAGAACGUGAUGCUCAACGGAACUGUGCUGCGUCUGGAUGGCGGCAUGCGGAUGCCGAGUAAGAUGUAGUCAUGUGCAGGUUUGCGCCGUGGAGCGGGCGUAACUGCUGGUCUAUCCCCCGAUGCUUUACGUCAACGUUGAGAGGGGAUGCCGCUGCAGGGUUCGCAAGAGCUGGUUGCGCCGAAGCAUGGACAGGCGGUCUGCGUGGAAACGGUCACCAGUAAGACUCGGCCAGACGACGUCCGGAUGGUCUCAGUCUGCAACCCCCCCGCACCUUCAUGUCUGAUCAGUUGCUCAUAUCAUUGAUGCUUUUGGAGUUGUUCACUGAGUGUCAUGUAUCUAGGGCUGGAACUGGGUCGUUUGCAUCUGUCUUCCAGACCCGAGACGUAUCGACCGUCUGCUUCACCACUGAAAGUUCCGAUCCAAUUUCACAUCGUAAAGAGUCCGCUCAUUGUUUCUUCAUAUAUCAGGAGGGACAAUCAGUCGGACAGACAGGCCUAACAAACAUCUUGCGGCAGUUUUUCAAAACAGUUGUAGAACUCUCUAAACGUGUGUCAUAUUUUCAUUCGAUUUGUUCUCAUCAUUU
Colletotrichum destructivum is the source of this 1380-nucleotide messenger RNA. Its product is annotated as Putative short-chain dehydrogenase/reductase SDR, NAD(P)-binding domain superfamily. Bases 75 to 863 code for a protein of 262 amino acids. The record is from RefSeq and is a predicted model, not a curated record. Lineage: Eukaryota; Fungi; Ascomycota; Sordariomycetes; Glomerellales; Glomerellaceae. The transcript is spliced from 3 exons.